Panicum virgatum (switchgrass) is the source of this 1878-nucleotide messenger RNA. RefSeq names its product protein FAR1-RELATED SEQUENCE 5-like. Gene Ontology annotation, biological process: regulation of DNA-templated transcription. The transcript is spliced from 6 exons. NCBI's taxonomy places the organism in Eukaryota, Viridiplantae, Streptophyta, Magnoliopsida, Poales, Poaceae. The record is from RefSeq and is a predicted model, not a curated record. Bases 1 to 1878 code for a protein of 625 amino acids.
AUGGGGGGCGAUUUGAUUGAUGCAAGAUUGGGCUUCAGUCGAACAUCAGAUUUGGAGAUUGAAACUUCGAAAUCUACAAAGGUAUGUUUAUCUGGUUCAAUCAACAGUGUUACAGCUGCGACAAGGCAUGAAUAUGAAACUAGCUUAAAGAAUCAGGAUCCAGAUGUUUAUGAUUUGAAUCCAAUAACCAAGGAUACUGGAUUGGAAGACUCUUCUAUGCAGAAAACAACAAAUAUUGGAAAGAAGUUUGAGAGUGUGGUAUCUGAACUAAAGAAGUUGGAUGAUAAUGCAAGUUCCAGAAAUGAUGUUUCAGCACAGAGUGAUAUGGUGAACCAAUCGGAUCCCAUGCUUGCAAUUGCUGAUAUCUAUAAUGAGGAAAGAUGUGAAUUAGCUGGCUUGUACAAUGAUGGAGAGCACUAUGAUUCAGAGGAUUCUGCAGAGGGUGGUUUUCUAACAGAUGAAGAAGGGGAAGAUGAUGUUGCCGAAGAUGAAGAAUAUUUGUUUCCCAACCCAGAUGAGGCUGAAGGUACCAAGAAACCAGAGAUUGGAAUGAGUUUUGACACGCUGGAUGAUGCUCACAGAUUCGUGAAUAUAUAUGGGCAAGUGAAUGGAUUUGCAGUUUUUAAGGGGAGAAACUACAAAAAUAAGAAAAUAUUUUUGAUGUGCAAUAAAAGUAAGAAAGCAGCAGAGCCAAAGAAUCCACACAAGAAAAGGAAAAGAUCCUAUGUUAAGGGAACCAGUUGCAAGAUGAGGAUCAUUGUAGUGUUGCAGCAAGGCAGAUGGAAGUUCAGUGAUGUAGAUCUUGUGCAUAAUCAUGAUUUAGUGAGCAGCCCUUCUUUGACCAAAUUCUUCAUUAAUCAUAGAUAUAUGACUGUUGAGGAGAAAAUUUUUUCAAGAAUUCUCCAAGAAGCUAGAAUAAAGCCAAGGAGAAUAAUGCAAAUAUUUAGAAAGAUGAAAGGCAGCUUCAAGAACAUGAAUUUUGGGAGAACACAGCUUAAAAAUCUGAAGCAAGCUGAUAGAAAGCAAAAGAUGAGAAAUACAGAUAUAGAUAGCACCAUGAACUACGUGAAGAAAAUGCAAAAGCAACAUCCUGGUUUCUACUACACUAUGAGAACAGAUGACAACAACACGGUUAGAAGUAUUUUCUGGACUGAUGCGUCUUCAAGACUAAACUACAAGCUGUAUGGAGAUUUCAUUUCUUUUGAUACUACUUUCAGCACAAAUAAGUAUAAUAUGCCUUUUGCUCCUUUGGUUGGGAUUAAUGGUCAUGGGAGAACUGUGGUUUUUGGAUAUGCAUUGCUAGAAAAUCAAACUGCAGAAACUUUCUCUUGGCUAUUUAAUGUACUGCUGGAAGUAAUGGAUGGUAGAAGACCAGAAAUUAUAAUUACAGAUCAAGAUGCUGCUAUGAAGAAGGCAAUAUUUGAAGUUUUUGGGACAAAAGUUCAUAGAAAUUGCUUUUGGCAUAUCAUGAGGAAUGCUAGAGAGAAUCUUGGAACCUUAUUGAAAGACAUAGAAAAUCUCGGAAAAGAAUUAGAGAAGUUGAUAUAUGAGUCCAUAAGUAGAGAGGAAUUUGAUGAAGGGUGGACAGCCAUCAUAGAAAAAUAUGGUCUGCAAGAAAAUUCAUCCCUGAAAUUGAUGUGGAAAAAUAGACAUAUGUGGGUACCAGCUUACUUCAUGGACGUGUUCUUUCCAUUCAUCAAGACCACGGGUAGAAGUGAAAGCACCAAUUCAUCAUUUAAGGAUUAUGUUUUGAGAAAGGAUAGCAUAGAAACAUUCCUUCGGCAAUGUGAGAUAUUUCAGGAGGAACAAGCUGAAAUUGAGCGGAGGGACAGAUUUGAAUCAAAUGUUCAGGAGCCGGUUUUGCUUCUAUGCAAAUGA